Molecule: messenger RNA, 1050 nt
Organism: Schizosaccharomyces cryophilus OY26
Lineage: Eukaryota; Fungi; Ascomycota; Schizosaccharomycetes; Schizosaccharomycetales; Schizosaccharomycetaceae
Product: 20S proteasome component beta 7
Exons: 1
Coding region: 34-822 (262 amino acids)
Cellular component (GO): proteasome core complex
Source: RefSeq, a predicted model, not a curated record
GCCAAGAACCAACACUACCUCAUUCAUACAAAAAUGAGUUUUUUAGAACUAACAGAGCCAUGGGGCAAGCCAGCUAAAAAUGUUUUCUUUCCUACAUCCAGUGAUGUUCAACAAAAUGCUGCUCCAGUGAUUUCACGAACAACACAACCUAUUGUAACAGGUGCCUCCGUAAUUGCAUUGAAAUUCGCAGAUGGUGUUAUGAUUGCUGCUGAUAAUUUAGCAUCUUAUGGAUCUUUGGCUCGCUUUUUUGAUGUAGAGCGUCUCACAAAGGUCGGAAACAAUACAAUCGUCGGUAUUGGAGGCGACGUUUCAGAUUACCAACAUCUACAACGAAUUCUUGAGGAUCUUGAGAUUAAAGAAAGCAACUAUGGAGAUGGUUAUGCCCUGCAACCCUCUCAUAUCCAUGAAUACUUGUCUAGAGUAUUUUAUGCUCGUCGUAAUAAAAUGGAUCCUUAUUGGAACCAAGCCAUUGUUGCCGGUGUCGAUGGCAGUCAAAAGGAACCAUUUGUGGCUUUUGCUGAUUUGCGUGGUAACACCUAUACUGCACCUGCGAUUGCUACCGGAUUUGCUAUCCAUCUUGCUCUUCCGUUGAUGCGUAAGGUGACGGACGACGACCGCUGGAAAACUUUAUCAAAGGAGCGUGCUCGCGCUACCAUAGAUGACUGUAUUCGUGUCCUUUACUAUCGUGAUGGAAGAAGUUUGAACAAAUUUAGCGUUGCUACCAUUACAGCAGAUGGCAUCGAUUUCCAAACCAACCAGUCUGUUUCCUCUGAAUGGGCAUUUGCCGAAAAGCAGUAUGGUUAUGGCACGCAAGAAGUAUAAUUUUGAUAUGAGUUUGUAAUGUCGAGACUUAUGAAAGUGAAUUAGCGAUAAGACGGUUUGGAUAGCAUAUGAAAAUAUCAAGUAUAGAGUUGAAUUUCCAAAGAAAGAUGUCGCAUAAAAACUUGAAAAGAAAAUUUAAAUAUCAGAACGUUUUUAUAAGCUUUGUAAGCUUCAUGCUAUGUGAGCGAAUGAGAGAGUGAUAAAGCACAGUAAUAAAAAAAACCCCUC